This is a messenger RNA of Haliotis rubra (blacklip abalone), 5348 nucleotides long. RefSeq names its product G-protein coupled receptor dmsr-1-like. Gene Ontology annotation, cellular component: membrane. Gene Ontology annotation, molecular function: G protein-coupled peptide receptor activity. NCBI's taxonomy places the organism in Eukaryota, Metazoa, Mollusca, Gastropoda, Lepetellida, Haliotidae. Gene Ontology annotation, biological process: G protein-coupled receptor signaling pathway. The record is from RefSeq and is a predicted model, not a curated record.
AGCCAAAGACUCCACCAGCAACUCCAGAGCUCUGCCUGCUGGUAUUGUCUUCCUUCCUCACUCGACUUGUUGAUCGAGGGGGAGUGAUCGCAGUGGUAUCAGGGCCACUGAUUGGCAGCAAGUCGCCAGGCCGUGUUUAUCACAGUGUAAUCCGUGAAACUCUCAAACCAAACUGACGUGCACACACCAUCAAACCGUGUACUGGAGACCAGACCUGUGGUGUAAAUUGUACAGGAAGGUACCACCGUCUACCUUGGAGUUUGUAGGCUAACAAAACGGACAAGGUGUCCUUAUGUCAACUGGGUGUCUUUAUGUUCGCCAUUGUUGGGAGUUUGGAAACUUUGACAUGAUGAGUGUUUGGAUGUGGAAUUACACGACCGACCAGAGUGGAAACUUUGCAACUUAAACCACAGCCAGGCUGCAUGGUGAUUGCUCAUGGUGACGGACACUUUUGCAGAACCGUGACUUAAAGUACAGGGAUUAUCCAGACCUCCGGGAAUAAUCAUCAAGCAAGGGAUUGAUCAAUACGAAGACAGGAAGUCAACAGGUUCACCUAUUUCCAAACUUUCUCUCUGAAUACGUGUCAAAUUGUGACCCUGUGUGUGCUGUAUUAUUCUGGAAGAACAAGAAGGAUGUUCUGUCGUGGACUUUACCAUGAAGGUUGUAAUUCUGUCCGCUGACUGAGGAAUGCCAACUUUCCCACUUGACGGACAUUUCUAGUGUUACAUCUGAUAACUGCUCCGAACUUGAUUAAUUUGUCUUCAAGAAAACGGGAUCCUAAACCAUUUUGCAGUUCCACUAAAUGUAGUUUGUGAGACAGGAAGGAUCGAAGGACUUGAGCAUAAUUAGGUGUGAGAAUUGAAGGGUGUAAUCAAGUGAAUAAGUGGCGUCAACCAUCUUCAUAAUUCAGAGACACCAAAGAGGUAACUGCAAAUCAAACAAAGAUUCAGACAACAACAUUACAAAAACUUCAUAAAAAACGAACCUCACAACACAGUGGCUUGGAAUAUAACUUUCAGCAAAAUUAAAUCUGUCUUCCGAAAGACGAUUAAAUUCGUUCCUAAUCUACCAGGUGAAGCUUGUGUAAAUCCCACCCCACAGCUUGAAGAGACUAUAUUACCAUUAUUCAAUAGCCAAACAGCAAUUUCUAAUUUUGAGAAGAUGAUGAAAAUUGAAGGGAAGGACACUCCUGCAGUCUCCACUCUUGGAGCCUCAACCAACCGCUCAUGGAUUUAGCUGGGUGGCAAUUAGUAGACAACAGCUUGAGAAACCGAAUGACACGUCCUAACUUCAUCAGCUGAAUUUUGUUUAUUGGACAUGGAAGCAAGCUUGUUGUGCCUUUUAUCAUGUGAAGUGGAGACAAAGCCACUUCAUAGAAUUAGAUCCGUUUUUGAAUUUAGAUUGGAGACGCUGUAAGUUAUCAUCUUAUGCUUUCCUAUUAAGGAAUGUGGUUUUAUCUCGCUGUGUGAACUCCCAUCAAAUCACUCUUUUCUUCUUCUAGGAGGGAGUUAAGUGAAAUUUAUAUCCCUAAACUUGAUAAACAAACUCAAGCUGGAGAAAUUCUGUUUGUUUUGGAUUCAAAAUACAUUCAUUUGAAAGUGAGUUUCAUUCUGAAACAUAUUUUGGGAUCUGAAUCUAACGAUUUUUCAUUGCCACAAAUGCAGUUACGGUUGGAUUUAUAACUUGAGAAAGGGAAACGGAUUCAACUUCAAAAUGGCUGCAAAUUCAAUUGGUUACCAAAGUGGACAUUUACCCAUGGUGAAUGGCUCUGACAUUCUCAAACCCAGUGUGGUGAUUGACGUGGCGGAGGCCGUGACACAAAUGUUGACAGCCACAACGCCAUCACCAAUCCAGAAAUUUGGCACCUCAUACGGUAGGAUUCAUGGCUACCUCAGCAUAGCUGUAUGUAUUUUUGGAAUUAUAUCCAAUGCCUUGAAUAUAAUUGUCCUCACGCGCAAGCAUAUGUUAUCACCGACUAACUAUAUCCUCACGGCGCUGGCAAUAGCAGACAUGCUUACGAUGAGCACGUACCCGAUCAUGGCAACAUACUUGUACAUCAUCAGCCAACCUAACUGUGAUGAUGUGAAACACCCAAAGGAGUGGAUGUACUUCAUUCUGUUCCACAACCUAUUCAUCGUCACGUGUCACAACAUGGCUAUGUGGUUGACAGUAGCACUAGCAGUGUUCAGGUACAUAUUUGUUUGCAUCCCAUCCAAAGCCAUGACACUAUGCAGUGCACAACGAGCCAAACUGACGGUAGGCUUAAUUGUAAUUGUUACCAUCAUUGUCUGCUGUCCCAACUAUGUUAUAUACCAGGUAGUGGAUUUAAGAACACAAUACCCUAAUUCUACUUCAUGCUAUUGGAUUUUGGAAACGGAAUUUGCCAGUAAGCAUGUCUGGUAUACGUCCUUUGUGAAGUGGCUGUAUGGGGUGGUUAUCAAAAUCCUCCCUUGCAUCUUACUGGUAUUUCUAAGCACACUGCUCAUUCUGGCUAUGCAGCAGGCGAAAAGACGCCGUGCUCGACUACUAGGAAAAGUGAGCCGAGCAUCUGACCAUGAACAUCAAUCCAACGAGCACAACCGCACAACGGUCAUGUUGGUGGCUGUUGUGAUGUUUUUUGUUAUAACAGAACUGCCUCAAGGAAUCCUGGCCCUAAUAGGAUCUAUGAGUACUGAACUGUGGGACGUGUACGUCACUCUGGGGGACCUGAUGGACAUUCUGGUUCUCAUCAACAGCGUCAACUUCAUCCUCUACUGCAUCAUGAGUCAGCAGUUCAGGAACACCUUCAAGAACCUCUUCAUCGGCAAGAACAAAACCUUCUUCAGUAAAUAUCACAAGCAGAAUGGGGCUACCUACAGCGUUGUAAAGACUGACACCACCAUGGUAUAGUGAUGAGACAAGGUCAGAUUCUUGUGAAGAUUCAACACUCCUGAAACGCAGCUGAACUGAUACAGGUAUAUGCCUUGGAUAACACUUCACAUGAAUAUAUGAGAAUGCACACACCAUUGGGUAAAACAUUCAGUGCCUCUUACUUGUGCCGAGUGAGUGUGGUGGGUGAUCUUCAAAAACAAAUAUUGAUCUUCAUGGGAUGAAGACUUUGUUGGUGGAGAUCUCACACUUCAGGAGUAUUCUUGUUGCUGUCAUCCCAUGCUUACCUACAAAUGUAUUAUUCAAUAUGAACACAACGCGACCUGCUGAAGCAUGUUUGAUUGUAAAUUACACGGUGUCAUGAAUGGAAAAUUUCGUGAAGAAAAACAUCUUCAUAACUGAUAAUGGUGAGACGUUCUGAUGUCGGACACCAUCAACAUGGAAAGUGUUCAUGUGCAGGAACAGAAGAACAAGAACACUUUGUCAGAUCCAGAGCUUCUGGAGGAACAAAAGCUUUGUUAAAUCCUGCUGGCAGGAUUUGCUUUCAGGAUAACUAAAAACUAUUGGAACUACUGAAACGUCAUAAGCCACUGGAAGAGGUUGUGCGAUGACCUUCGAUCUUGAUAAUCUCAACUGAUAUUAAUCACAUCCAGAUUGAAAGAUUUCAAAAGGUUUGUCUUGUAGCAUGAAACAGUGACAAUGUUCUUGAAGACAAAAUGAACUGUAUCUAUGUACAUAGCUUGGGAAGAAGCUGUCUGGAAGCAUUGUGAUGGCAAAGUAUCUGAAGGAUUCUAUACCUGUGAUGACAUGGAACCAUACAAAGGUUAUGCAUAACCAAAUAUUAACAUUUGGUGUGCAGAAGAAUGGUAUCAGAUGUGAUAUAUUUACUUUAGGAUAAUGGUUGCCUUAUUUAAGCUUCAGUAUGGCUGUUCUUGUGGAACAGUCCUGUAGAUUAUUUUAUCUAGCCAUGGCUUGUAGAGACCAAAGAGCCAUAUGCAAACUCAUGUGUCAGAGUGACGUGGCGAUAGAAGCAUGCAUCUUGACUUGUCAGGUCAUAAUAAAAUGUUUUGAAAUAGUUCAAAAUGAAUGAGGCAUUUGUGAGGAUGAUGUAUGUUUUUUCUGUAAAAACAGACUUGUUAGUGACUUUGUUCAAGGCCAACAGCAUGUUUUCUGACCUUGGGCCUUGACCCCUUCUCAAGGUCAUGCAAACAUGCUACCAAACAUUUUCGCCUUAAACAGUUACUCACAAGUACCAGUCAGGCAUACUGGUAUUCAUGGGUUGUACAUUAUGUUUCUAUUUUGUUUUUCAGAGAUGCUGAAAAUUAUGCAUAUAUAUAAAUGCAUGAUGUAUUAUGCAAUAUAUACAUAAUAUUCAGGUGACAGAUAAGAAUGGUAUUCCCUCAUUUGCAAAAAAAAAGAAGAAAUUUUAAUUCACUGAACUGAGAAACUGAAAUUGUGACAAAAUUCUUAAAGAUGUUUCAAAACAGCAUUCAUCAAAGGAAUAGUAUACCAAACAGAUAUAUGGAAUAUACCAUCAAAAAAGUAUUACACAUGAACAAACAUACUAUUUUGCAAUAGUGAACAACAGCACAGUGAGAAAUAUUCAUUUAAGAUGAUUAAAAUGUAAAGUGUUCAGUAAUUGGUAAAAAUUUCAUACAAAUAUGUGUCUUCUUUAGUUUUUGUAAGGUUUCAAAUUGGAUUCUUGGUAAUGAAUUCUCCAAGUUGUUUCAAGACAAAUAAAAACUACCCAGAAUAACGGUGUAAAUAUCAGGUCAUACAUGAUUCAGUAUUUGUAUUGUACACAAUAAACAAAUCAAGAAAACAUACAGUACCUGAAGAAACAAAACCAAAUCCAGAAAUAGAGUAUGAAUGAUGAAAAGCAUUGAUUCAGAUUUUUGUUGAAUUUAUCUAUUUGCAAUGGUCAACCUUUGAGCAAGCAUAUAUAUUUGAAAUAUAAAAAGAUGCUAUUGAAUAUUCUAUUUCAACAAGAGCCAUUGAAGAUCCCUGUGUCAACAAAAUGAACCACAUUCCAUUCACAAUUUACAAAUAGUGUACAUAUGACACACAUACAUAAAUUUCAUUCAGUUAUGAAAAUAAAAUUGUAAAACAAUAAGAGAGACAAGGCAUGUUUAAAAUAUAUAUUCUAUACAUGAAAUGCAUAUUUUCUACCUAAUAUUGAAUUUAUUUUCAAAAAUACAGAAAAAAUUAAACUGAAACAGGAUUGAAUUUGCAAGUGAAGGAAUAUAUCAUGUUUAUUUGACAAAUACUCCAAAAUGAUGUUGGAAAUUGUUUAUCGAGAUGUGAUACUGCCUAAUGUUAUAUUGUACAGUUCAUUGUUAAUAACAUAUUUAGUUGUUUGCUUGCUAUUGUACUUUUUGUCACAAAAAAUGUACCAGCUUUGUACAAACAUGGCUUUUUGACAUAACUGAGCUCAAGUUUAAUUUGUUAUGUGACAGUUAUUAAACUAAUUUAAAAUGUCA